Molecule: messenger RNA, 531 nt
Organism: Gavia stellata (red-throated loon)
Lineage: Eukaryota; Metazoa; Chordata; Aves; Gaviiformes; Gaviidae
Product: homeobox protein not2
Exons: 3
Coding region: 1-531 (176 amino acids)
Biological process (GO): regulation of DNA-templated transcription; central nervous system development; neuron differentiation
Molecular function (GO): DNA binding; DNA-binding transcription factor activity, RNA polymerase II-specific
Source: RefSeq, a predicted model, not a curated record
AUGCUGCGCAGCCCGCCGCGCUCCCGGCCCGAGCCGCCGCCCCCCAAGACCCCCUUCCACAUCGAAGCGCUCCUCGCCCGGGAGCCGCCGCGCCGCGGCCCCGCCGCCGUCUCCGCCCCGCCGCCCCCGCGCUGGCCCGCGGCGGGCCCGGGCCCCGGACCGGGUCUGGACUUGUCUCACUGUGUAGGGGCCAACUCACUGGGUCCUGCUGUGCCUUGGAGGUCUGGGGGGCCCUGCAAGAUGAAGAGGGUCCGCACGGUCUUCAAACCAGAGCAGCUGGAGCGGCUGGAGCAAGAGUUCCUCAAGCAGCAGUACAUGGUGGGCACGGAGCGAGUAGAUCUGGCUGCGACUCUGCAUCUCACAGAGACUCAGGUGAAAGUCUGGUUCCAGAACCGGAGGAUCAAAUGGAGGAAGCAGAGCAUGGAGCAGAAGGCAGCAAAGCUGUCACAGUUUGGGGUGAUACAGCCUGCCACUGCGGACUCAACAGACAUCAGGGACCACGAGGAGGACCCCGUGGAUGUUGAGCUUUGA